This is a messenger RNA of Coccinella septempunctata (seven-spotted ladybird), 1760 nucleotides long. RefSeq lists its product as uncharacterized. The coding region runs from base 665 to 1639 and encodes 324 amino acids. Gene Ontology annotation, molecular function: protein binding. The transcript has 8 exons. Lineage: Eukaryota; Metazoa; Arthropoda; Insecta; Coleoptera; Coccinellidae. The record is from RefSeq and is a predicted model, not a curated record.
AAAUUUCAUCGACCUCAGUGCAACCGUUUGACCUUGACGAAUUUUUAAGUGGCAUCUUUUUCAGGUUACCCUGAAUAUGUAUACCAUUAGAAUAAAUGAACUCAUUUUUUUUGUCCUCUAUUUCGGAAUUGAAAUGAUCGGAAAUAUCAAUAUGCAGCAGGAACCAAGAUCAAUCUACUGUUCCAGAAGAUAGUAGCUUCAGAAGAGCCUGCCGAAGCACUAAAAAAAUUAGCAAGUUUAAAGCUAUCCAGAGCACUUCUCUAUCGCCAAAUACACGACAGGAUGCAACCAAGCGAUCGUGUCUUCGACCUAUAACUGCGUCAUUAACUCCCUUGACGGACUUACACCCUAUAAUUCCUGAAGUUGACAAAGCCACAUCCCCUGAAUUUGCUCCUCGAGUUCCAGGCGUCGGCGUCGGCAUCGUCCGCUCAAACAACCAAUUUGUGGGCUUCUUCUCAGGCAUAAGACGCUAUAAUGGAAGUUUAACAAUAUCUAGUUACCGGAUUGAAGGUACUCUGCAACAGCGAUAACCGUGUGCCCAAACUAAACAGAGUUCUACUCGAACCUAAUAAAACUCUUGAGCAAUACGGCAUACUUAUCCACUUCUCCAGUUUUACCGAAUCUAAUUCCAGAAAGUUCAGUGAUGAAGUAGAGUGCCUCCAUUAUGUAUCUGCGAUAUCACAAAUCAACUUUUGCCAUUUGUGCCUUCCUCUUUUGGAUCAUUGACGGCCACAAUGUGAAAGUCAUCAGGCAAGAUAUAGCAGAAGAAACUCAGCAUGCAAUCUGCAACAUAUCUACCAAGGAUGUUCAGACUUCAGCCAACGCUUCAGUAACUAGGCAACUUAAAGGUGUUUGUACUUCAAAACAACUGGGCCUCUAUUUCAAAAAACUCGAAUUGAAGAUCUCCCACGAAUUUCAAAGCAUUAAAAAAAUGUUAAUUCGAACAUAUGGUGAAAAGAUUGUUGAAGCUGAUGAUGAUACAGAUAUUUCCAAAUCUCCACUAAAAUAUUCACCUUUGAAGGCACCACCACAAGAAUUUAUGGAAGAAUAUGGGGAUAUAGAGGAAUCUUUGCCAAUUUUCUCUUCUUACAAAACAUUAAGAACCACCAAUGACAACGAUGAUGAUGAAGAACCUAUUUUUCACUCGGUUCAACAGAAAACCGAGAAUUUGGACGAGUUGCUUCCUUCAGUUCAAAGAAAGAUGGACAAUGAAUCUGUAACCAUUGUGGAUAUGAAACAAAUAAAGAAUUUGAACGAUACCAUACAGAAAAGAUUGAAAAAGAACAUUUAUUAUUAUUUUUGGGCGGUUGAAAAUUUCAAUAACCUAAUGAAAAAAACUGAUAUGUAUGUAACGAGUCCAUCAUUCAUGGUUCUAGGGCAUGACCUAGUCAUUCAGGUAUUCCCGAAUCAGCCGCAGAAAAAUUACCUCACGAUUAAACUGAGAACCACCAACAGCUUCGUGAAAAAACAUAAAUUUUCGAUUUUGACAAGAACGACAACUGGUAAUAACAUAAACAGCCUUGUUUUGGGAACUGACCCAAAGGGAGGUGAAAAAUUUUCUGUACCACUGAGAUCAAUAAAAAAUUUUGAAUGUAUAAAAGAAGAUAACAUCAUAAUUGAAUUGAACAUUUUUCUGUGAAAAAUAUUAGGAAUGUUUACCCCGCGUUAUUUCAAAGACCCCACCAAAUAAUUCAUACAGUACCUAAAAAUAAUGGAGUCGAGAUCAAAUGGGUAUUCUAGUAUCCCUGUAGUGGGCGCCC